AUGCCAGUUAAUAAGCAAGCUACAAGAAAGAAAAGCAUAUCGAGCAAUGAAGUUGAGUUGCUCUAUACCAAAUCUAAAGCAUACCUUCACCCCACAACCUCGAAGAAGGAUAAUAUACCAGGAUAUUUGUCAUUAAGUAGAAGUGCUAAUGCAGCUAACAGGGAUAUUAUAAUCUCGUUUAUGUCUGAAAAGCAAUUAUCAAGUGAAGAAUUGAAGGCAUAUGAAAAUGUUGAUAUUGCAGAUUUGCAAGAUGAUUUGGAAGCAUUGAAGCUUGGAGGUACAAACAGUAGAUCAUCCGGUAAGCAAAGUUUGAACGUAGUUUCGAAACCUCCAACUUCAAGCGCUUUUGGGCUUUGUUUCAGCAUUCCGAUAUCAUAUGUCUAUUCCAUUCAAGUCCGGAAACCAUCCGUGGGAUGGUGGUUCGGAUCGAUAAUAAUUAAUACCCAAGAUGGAGAAAAGUUACCCAUUGUAUUUUUCCACGACGAUGAAUCUCCUUCAACGUUAAAGAAUCAAAAAGUCAGAAAUCAAAGGUUCGAUCCUUUCGGUGAUAAUGGUGAAAUGUACUGGGGAGGGCAAGAUUUUAUGAAUGCAUUAGGAAAGUUUGCAGAUGUUCAAAAAUCAAGUGUGGAACCAUCGGUAUAUUUAAUUAAUCCCGAAUCUAAUGACUUGAGAAAUUUUGCCCCAUUUAAAGAAUCUAAGACAGCUAAAAAAGAAGGCAAUUCUGAACCAUUCAAAUUACCGGAUGUUAACAAGUUUCUUGCAAAUGCUAAAUGGAAGGUUUUGGAAACUGUUGCUACCUUUUCAGCUAAAACUCGAAACCAGGUACUUGAUCUUGUUGAUGAAAAUGCCCCUAUGCCAAUUAAACAGAUUAUAAAUAAACCAGAAGUUCAAAAAAUUGGAAAUGAAUUUGAUAGCGCUAGGGUUUAUUUAGCAAAAUGGGCAGCACAAGUUAAAGAAGAAGCAGAAGAGGCACACAGGAAAUAUCAAUUGGAUGACGAGAUCUAUAACAAGAUUAAUAAAGAGUUAGGUGUAGGAUCAAGUACAGAAAUCUUGACCGAUGAAGAGGUAAGUAGAACUUCUCGAAGGAAACCCCUCAGCAAGGUUGAAUGGGAAGGUUUAUUUGAUUUUUCAGGCAGACUAGUUAUUUCCAUAGAUGAAGUUAAAGACAGAAUCUUUCAUGGAGGGCUAGAAGAUUGCGUAAGAGGAGAAGCAUGGCUAUUUUUACUUAAUGUAUAUCCAUGGGAUUCUUCAUCUGAAGAAAGAGUCACCUUGCGCAAUAGCUUUCAGACAGCUUACGAAGAAAUAAAGUUAAAAUGGGUUAAUGACGAAGAUAAAAGAAAUACAGAAUUUUGGAAAGACCAGAAACACAGGAUUGAAAAAGAUAUCAAUCGUACUGACCGUAACUUAGCAAUUUUUCAAAACAAGAAGAAAGUUUCUAUUUCAAGUAUGGGAAGUGAUCAAUUGCCAACAACAAGAGAGUCGUCACCAGAAACUCCGGACGAAGCUGAUGAUGACGAAUUUGAUGUUUCUAAUAUCACGAAUUCCCAUUUAUUUAAGAUGAGAGAAAUAUUGUUGACUUACAAUGAACAUAACGUUAAUUUGGGAUAUGUUCAGGGGAUGACAGAUUUGUUGUCACCAUUAUAUGUAACAUUUCAAGACGAGUCCUUGACAUUCUGGGCUUUUGUGAACUUUAUGGAUCGUAUGGAACGGAACUUUCUUCGUGAUCAAUCUGGAAUGAAGAACCAAAUGCUCACUUUGAAUGAAUUGGUUCAGUUCAUGUUACCAGACUUAUUUAAGCACUUAGAAAAAUGUGAAUCGACAGAUCUAUAUUUCUUCUUCCGCAUGCUACUAGUCUUGUUCAAACGCGAAUUCGAAUGGUCCAACGUACUUUCCCUAUGGGAAAUCUUGUGGACUGAUUAUUAUUCCAGCCAGUUCCAUCUUUUUUUCGCCUUGGCAGUAUUGAGCGACAAUGAACGAAUCAUAAGACAAAAUCUAGGCCGGUUCGACGAGGUCCUCAAAUAUAUGAACGACCUUUCUAUGAACAUGAACUUGAAUCAUUUAUUGAUACGUGCAGAAUUGCUCUUUUUGAGAUUCAGAAGAAUGAUCGAUAUUAUCGACAGGGAAAAUUCCUUGAAAAAGAUAAAUAAUCCCGGAAUCUACGACGAUUCCAAUGAUUCAUUAAUCAAAAUUAGCCCUGCAUUAAGAGAAUUAUUAUCAAAGAAGCUUGUAAUUCAAAAAGAGACAGAAAGACCUGAGGGGGUGGGUGGAGGUUAA
Messenger RNA from Debaryomyces fabryi, 2274 nucleotides. RefSeq names its product Gyp7p (gene GYP7). The record is from RefSeq and is a predicted model, not a curated record. NCBI's taxonomy places the organism in Eukaryota, Fungi, Ascomycota, Pichiomycetes, Serinales, Debaryomycetaceae. Gene Ontology annotation, molecular function: GTPase activator activity. Bases 1 to 2274 code for a protein of 757 amino acids. The transcript has a single exon. Gene Ontology annotation, biological process: activation of GTPase activity.